GAAAAAUAGAAAUUAACUCUCUUUGUAAAUAGUGUGGUCUACAGCUUAUCAUGAGAUACUCUACCUCAGGCGAGCAAAACCUCAAGACUUCCUUAAUAUUAGAUUUCAUGCACCAGGUGUUAUUGACAAAUAGACACAGAUCGCCGGGGUGGUCUGUGAAAACUUAUCUUACAGGAGGAAGCUGUUCUAUCUUGCCGAUGCACGGAAAACCUAGCCAGCUGUAUGUUAUCCAUGUUGUCGUUCAGCCACGACUCGGGGAAACAUAAGAUAUUAGAGUUUUUAAUGUCCCGUUGGUAGGAUAGUCUUUAUCGUAGCUCAUUCAGUUUAUUAUCCAGUGCUUGCAUGUUGGCUAAUAGGACUGAUGGUAGAGGCGUGUUACCCACUCACCGUCGGAUUCUCCAGACCUACGACCGCUAUAUCUCUGUCUCUUCAUGCGAAUGACAGUAAUUUGAGCCUUGUCCGGUGUCUGAAGUAAAUCCUUCACGUCCGACUUGUUAAAGAAAAAAAUCUUCAUCCAGUACGAGGUGAGUAAUCACUGUUCUGAUAUCAAGAUGCUUUUUUUCUGUCGUACUAGACAGUGGCAGAAACAUUAUGUACAAAAUAAGUUACAAAUAAUGCAAAAAAACACACAAUAGCACAAUUGGUUAGGAGCCCGUAAAACGGCAGCCAUCUCCUCCGGCUCCAUUAUUAUAUUCCCAGCACAAGGUGCACUUGUGUAAUGAUCAUGCUGUUUAAUCAGCAUCUUGAAAUGCCACACCUGUCAGGUGGAUGGAUUAUCUUGGCAAAGGAGAAAUGUUCACAAACAGGGAUGGAAACAAAUUUGUGCACAAUCUGAAUGAAAUAAGCUUUUUGUGCAUAUGGAACAUUUCUGGGAUCUUAUUUCAGCUCAUGAAACAGGGGACCAACACUUUACAUGUUGCGUUAAUAUUUUGGUUCAGUGUACUUAUGACACCUUCAAAUGAGGGGACUAGAUGCAUAAAGUGCUUUCAUUUCUAAACAGUAAAACCGAUAUGUAUGAAAAUACCUUCAAAUAAAAAGGUGCAAUUCUGUACUGUCGCCUCAUUUGAAAUAUUUGCUCUCAAAUUCAAAAUGCUUGAGUAUAGAGCCAAAUUAAAGAUUUGAGCUUCACAGUCCAAAUAAAUAGGCAGUUUAACAUUUACCAAACUUCAACUUUGUAGAUGACUCUAUUACAUCAUAACCUUUGCUGAUCUUAACGUAUGAUAAUGACUCUUAUCGUGCUGCUAUCAAUUGGCAUAUUUUACAUGUUUGGACAAAUUGUUUACUUGCAUCACACAAUUACAAGCUGUAAAUGAUUAUGAAUAAAUGCAAUGUUAUGGAUAGAAGAAGAAAGAAAUCCUUGUUUAGUUUUUCCCUCUCUGUGUGUGCGUGCGCGCGCUCGCGUUCUCUUGUUUGCCAUGGUCCCUCCAGUUUUUGAAUAGCCCUGGGAAUGGCUCCAACUUGCUUUGUUAACACAGGGCCCUCGACACACACAGCCAGUGACCAUGAGAGCAGGGGUGGUCUGGAAACACCACAGAGGGGCCCUGCAGGGGGAGGAUCUCAGAGGGGAGGUAGACAGGCGGGUGAAAAAGCCGGGCGGAUGAGGAGAGGGAGAGACCAAAUAUAUAUUUUUUGCCUUUUUUUCUCUUAAUUGGUGUAUCUCUGAUCAGCAAAUAGUUGAAGCAAACAAGUUAAAAACAUCACUUUCUGUUUCAACUGUGUUUUCAAUUUGAUUUGCUGUUGAGAUUUUGUUCUGCCUCUUUGAGCUUUAGAGUCUUCAAGGAACUUCAGAGAUAGGAAGAUCUCACUGAGCACACAUUGGUUAAAGAUUUCCUAGGUGACCGCCAAAAUUGAUUUGUGUUGAUUAUGGGACCACCCAGUCUAUUCAUCUCUUAUUUAAUCAUACUCUCAACCUCAUGCUGUAAGUGGAACGUGUCCCCGCUGGCCUGGAUAAAUUAUGUAACUCCUAAUCUAAAACACUAAUGACAUUCAAAGGAGACCCCUUGUGAGUUCCACAAUCAAACAAGUGUGUUGUGCUUCACUGUCUCCCUCAUUGGCUGGGAACACCAGCUGUGUGUCUAGGUCUAAAAGCAUGGCAUACACAGAUGUAGGAGAGCAUAGUCGGAAUGGAAAGGCCUGCCUAGAGCAGAGUGACCAAUGCCAGCCUCUUUCUCCCUGGUCUGAGUUUGGACCUCUGCUUGGGUGUAAUAAGUAAUAUUGGGCCACUGACAGGCUGAAAGUGGAUAGCAAUUCAGUGAGUUUGACAGUUUACAUAUCAGAAAAGCUCCUUGAAAUCCAUGCCCAGAAUGAUUCCUUCCAUGUGUUUACAUCUCCAUCUGCUGGACAUUUUUGUAUAUCACUAAAAGAAGUACAUUUAAUCAGUUUUAAUAGCAACACUGAAGUUUAAAUGACAUGUAUGUCAUACAUGUGUCCUAUUUUCCAAUAAAAUAAUGAAGACAUGAUUUAAUCAUAUUUACUGAAAUUGCAUAGCAGGCUAAUGUACUCUGCCCUAAACUAUGAGUGAUUGUUAGCUUUUUUUGUGAACUCAAUUUGAUACAUAAUUGCAACACUAUAACCUUGGUCUUCUUUACAAACUGCAAAAAAAUCCUCAGUGGUUUCCUCCUUUCUUGCGCAGGCGCAACCUUUCACGGCAAAGCGAACCAAGAUGGCGGCUGUUGUUGAAAAUGUUGUAAAACUGCUGGGAGAGCAGUGCUAUAGAGAUGCCAUGGAGCAGUGCCAUAACUACAACGCCCGGCUAUGUGCCGAGAGGAGUGUCCGAAUGCCCUUCCUGGACUCUCAGACUGGAGUGGCGCAGAGCAACUGUUACAUUUGGAUGGAGAAGAGACACAGGGGACCAGGAGUGGCCCCAGGACAGCUGUACACCUACCCAUCCCGCAGGUGGAGGAAGAAACGACGAGCCCUUCCCCCAGAGGAUCCCCGGCUGGUCUUCCCCCCUCUAAAGUUAGAACUGGACUUGGGUUUUAAGAAGGAUGCCCUGUCAUCAUCUGAUGGCAGCAGUCUGGAAGCCCUGCUGAAGGGGGAACCCCUGGACAAACGGGGUCUUCCGGAGCUUCAUGGGCCAGAAGAGGAGUCCAGUCUGGCAGACUACACUUGUGGGGGAGUCACCCCUGCAGCACGUGUCAGAAAGAGAGUCCUGGAGGCAGAUGACUUCCUGGAUAACUUGGAGGAUGAGGACUAUGAGGAGGACACCCCCAAAAGAAGAGGCAAAGGAAAGGGAAAGGGUCGUGGAGUGAGCAGUGCCAAGAAGAAGCUGGAUGCUGCGGCGGCUGCACUGGAGGACAAGGACAAGCCUUACUCCUGUGACAACACUUUCAAACAAAAGCAGAUUUCACAACCUUCUGGACGAGUCUGUGGGAAGCGUUACAAGAACCGUCCGGGCCUGAGCUACCACUAUGCCCACUCCCACCUGGCUGAGGAGGAGGGAGGGAACAAGGAGGAGCCUGAGGUCCACACCCCCACCCCGCCCCAGCCUGAGGAGCCCAAGACACCCAAGAAAGGUCCAAACGGUUUGGCGAUACCCAAUAACUACUGUGACUUCUGCCUGGGAGACUCUGCCCUCAACCAGAAGACGGGCCAGUCAGAGGAGCUGCAGUCCUGCUCAGACUGUGGACGUUCAGGCCACCCGUCCUGCCUGCAGUUCACCCCUGUGAUGAUGGCUGCAGUGAAGACCUACCGCUGGCAGUGCAUCGAGUGCAAGUGCUGCAACAUCUGUGGCACCUCAGAGAACGACGACCAGCUUCUCUUCUGUGAUGACUGUGAUAGAGGCUAUCACAUGUACUGUCUCAGCCCUGCUAUGGCUGAACCUCCAGAAGGUAGCUGGAGCUGCCAUCUGUGUCUGGACCUGUUGAAAGACAAGGCGUCCAUAUACCAGACACCUAAUGCCCCUCCGUCGUGAUGGACCCCCACCCUCUCACAGGUUCUCUAUCACUGGUCAGCAGAGAGGAGUGAGUGGGACAGAUGACUUGUGAAAAGGGAAGCAUACCUCACCAACCCCCCUUCUGAAACAGGCCUCUGGGAAGCAUACCUUACCAACCUCCCUUCUGAAACAGGCCUCGGGGAAGCAUACCUUACCAACCCCCCUUCUGAAACAGGCCUCGGGGAAGCAUACCUCACCAACCCCCCUUCUGAAACAGGCCUCUGGGAAGCAUACCUUACCAACCUCCCUUCUGAAACAGGCCUCGGGGAAGCAUACCUUACCAACCCCCCUUCUGAAACAGGCCUCGGGGAAGCAUACCUUACCAACCCCCCCUUCUGAAACAGGCCUCGGGGAAGCAUACCUUACCAACCCCCCUUCUGAAACAGGCCUCGGGGAAGCAUACCUUACCAACCCCCCCUUCUGAAACAGGCCUCGGGGAAGCAUACCUUACCAACCUCCCUUCUGAAACAGGCCUCGGGGAAGCAUACCUUACCAACCCCCCUUCUGAAACAGGCCUCGGGGAAGCAUACCUUACCAACCCCCCUUCUGAAACAGGCUUCGGGGAAGCAUACCUUACCAACCCCCCUUCUGAAACAGGCCUCGGGGAAGCAUACCUUACCAACCCCCCUUCUGAAACAGGCCUCGGGGGAGCAUACCUUACCAACCCCCCUUCUGAAACAGGCCUCGGGGAAGCAUACCUUACCAACCCCCCCUUCUGAAACAGGCCUUGGGGAAGCAUACCUUACCAACCUCCCUUCUGAAACAGGCCUCGGGGAAGCAUACCUUACCAACCCCCCUUCUGAAACAGGCCUCGGGGAAGCAUACCUUACCAACCCCCCUUCUGAAACAGGCCUCGGAGAAGCAUACCUCACCAACCCCCCCUUCUGAAACAGGCCCUCGGAGAAGCAUACCUCACCAACCCCCCUUCUGAAACAUGCCCUCGGGGAAGCAUACCUUACCAACCCCCCUUCUGAAACAGGCCUCGGGGAAGCAUACCUUACCAACCCCCCUUCUGAAACAGGCCUCGGAGAAGCAUACCUCACCAACCCCCCUUCUGAAACAGGCCUCGGAGAAGCAUACCUUACCAGCCCCUUGCUGAAAAAGGCCUCGGUUUGGAAGGGAACACCUUACCAAGCCCGUGCUGAAACAGGUCUUGGUUUGGUUCUUAUAUGGCUGUUACACAGUUCCAAGCUCAAGUGACCCAUAGGCUUUUGUUUUCAACUAUUUGUCAAUAUAUCAAACUCAAUGUGUCUAUCCUGAACUUGACAAUACAUGAAGUUUGUUUGAGUGGCUUAAACCAUAAACUGCUUUUGCCAGCCAAAAUACCUGAACACAGUCUCACAUACAGUUCAUGCACACGACUGCUCAGAUCCUACUUUUAUUCGGCAAAAUAUCAGUUUUGCAUGUAGAGGAGAGAAAUUGUUUGAGUCAAUUAGCAUGCCAAUGCUUGUUCAUAAUAAGAACAUGUUCAAAGGUUUUGUAUAUUUAUAUAUUUGUAUAGAAUAUAAAGGUGGGAAUUAUUUAAAAGCUGCCCUCUGUUCAGCCAUUACAUUCCUUGACAUUCAAAAAGACUGGAGUGGCAAGGAGUGGAAUGCUAGCUAAAAAGACUGGUAUUCAGACUACCUGAUGUGGAGACAAUAUUGAGAGUUAGGAAGCAUUGGGUGUUAAGAGGGCCUUACUAUUACAUCAAUCUCUAUCUCGGUGAGAGAAAGAGGACGUUGGCGUAACAAUUUGUAUUUUUUUUUUUAAGGAAUUAAAGAUUGGGUGUUUGCUGCUUUUGAGGAAAGAGUCAGAAUGGAUGCUGGUUUUUGUGGUGAUUUGAGUGAUUUUAGUGUAUCCUAUGUCCACAACCAGGCUUUUACCAAAAAUAGCUACCUAAUCCAUUGGUAGACAACACUGACCCUGGAGAGCAGUUUGACAUUUUACUGCUAGCAACGUAAGCAUUUCGCUGCACCCGCUAUAACAUCUACCAAACUGUGUAUGCGACCAAUAAACGUUGAUUUGCAGCAGUCCUAAUCUGGACCCCUUUUUGACUCCUUAUGUGUUGGGAGAUCAUUUAAAAACAGACAACUACCAAGCACAGGACUUUGUGUUUACCUGCCCAUAUCAGCUCUGAAGUCUCAUCCCACCCUGCUCUAACCUGCUCCACUGUCUCAGAUCUCAGACUGUAAUGCAGUGUGAUUCCCUUCAUUUAUAGCCAGGAGCCAUUCAAGAGCUACUGGGACUGUGGGGAGAUGGAAGAAUGUUUUUAGGAUGAUGUGGAGCCAUCAGAGGGUCCAGUCAGAAAGUGGUGUCGUUACUUCUUUUCCUUUUUCUCUCCAAUUUCGUGGUAUCCAAUUGUUAGUAGUUACUAUCUUGUCUCAUCGCUACAACUCCCGUACGGGCUCGGGAGAGACGAAGGUCGAAAGCCAUGCGUCCUCCGAAACACAACCCAACCAAGCCGCACUGCUUCUUAACACAGCACGCCUCCAACCCGGAAGCCAUCCGCACCAAUGUGUCGGAGGAAACACCGUGCACCUGGCGACCUUGGUUAGCGUCCACUGCGCCCGGCCCGCCACAGGAGUUGCUGGUGCGCGAUGAGACAAGGAUAUCCCUACCAGCCGAAACCCUCCCUAACCCUGACGACGCUAGGCCAAUUGUGCAUCGCCCCACGGCCGGCCCGGUCGCAGACCACUGCGCCACCCGGGAGGCCAGAAAGUGUUGUGUUACCACAAACUGCAGACUGGUGUACCUGCACUUGCUAUACUGUAGUGUUGUCCUUGGAGGCAACAUUAUUUGACUUUUUCAUAUAUAGGUCUAUACAUAAAGUAUUCAGAUCCAUUUAUCAUUAUGGGGUAUUUGUGUGUGGAUUGAUGAGGGCGGUAAAAACUAUUUAAUCCGUUUUAGAAUAAGGCUGUAACGUAACAAUGUGGAAAAAAUCAAGGUCUGAAUACUUUCUGAAUGCGCUGUAAAUACACUGAGUGUACAAAACAUUAAGAACACCAUCUUAAUAUUGAGUCCCCCCCCUUUUGCCCUCAGAACAGCCUCGAUUCGUCGACUCUACAAGCUGUCGAAAGCAUUCCACAGGGAUGCUGGCCCAUGUUGACUCCAUUGCUUCCCACAGUUGUCAAGUUGGCUGGAUAUUUUUUGGGUGGAGGACUGUGGGGAGCAAUGGACUGUUCUCUUACCCAUUUACCCUUUGAUACACGUGGGGAAACUGUUGUGUGAAAAACCCAGCAGCGUUGCAGUUGUUGACACACUCACACCGUUGAUCCUGGUACCUAUUACCAUACCCUGUUCAAAGCCACUUCAAUCUUUUCUCUUACCCAUUUACCCUUUGAAUGGAACACACACCAUCCAUGUCUCAAGGCUUAAAAAUCCUUCUUUAACCUGUCCUCCCCUUCAUUCUCGUUGUCUCAUGAAAAGGGAACACCUGUUUUUCUCCUUGGAUUUUCUCUGCUUUUCCACCAAAGCCGGGUGCAAUGUUCUCCACCAGUUUGGCUAUGGUUACAGUUAGCUACAAUUACUUUACCUCAAACUAGUGAAAGUUAAAAACAACAACAUUGGAUUCAUUCUCAGACAUGGUCAAAAGGAGAAACAGUAGACAUUGCAUUCUCUACAGACAGUUAACCAAGUGCAUGAUAAUGUGUGCCCUAAACACGGGUGCUCAUGGUCUACUCAGAUUUGGAUUGAUCAAGGUAUAAGGAAGUUGUGUAAUAUCAUCUAGCUAUACCAUCAUGUUAUAUUAAUAGCCAACUAACAAAUACUAAAGCAUUAAACAAGUAUUUCUCAUUUCAUUUGUUUAGCUGUUUGUUUAGAGGCAGUUGCCAUUUGGAAUAUUAUGGUUUUGGUUCAUAAUAAAAAAAAUCAUCAAUGAUAUUUACUCAGUUGAUGUAAAACCGUUUUGGGACUUUAUUUGGAUUAAAAUUAUAUUUUUCCUUUAGGGUACAAGGUUCUGUCUUUUUUUUUUCAGGAAAAUAAAAGAUUUGGCGCUGACUGUA
Salvelinus fontinalis (brook trout) is the source of this 7914-nucleotide messenger RNA. RefSeq names its product zinc finger protein ubi-d4-like. The coding region runs from base 2663 to 3913 and encodes 416 amino acids. The record is from RefSeq and is a predicted model, not a curated record. NCBI's taxonomy places the organism in Eukaryota, Metazoa, Chordata, Actinopteri, Salmoniformes, Salmonidae. The transcript is spliced from 12 exons. Gene Ontology annotation, biological process: nervous system development. Gene Ontology annotation, cellular component: nBAF complex.